Messenger RNA from Pseudomassariella vexata, 3754 nucleotides. RefSeq names its product transcription elongation factor SPT5. The coding region runs from base 277 to 3342 and encodes 1021 amino acids. Gene Ontology annotation, cellular component: DSIF complex. NCBI's taxonomy places the organism in Eukaryota, Fungi, Ascomycota, Sordariomycetes, Amphisphaeriales, Pseudomassariaceae. Gene Ontology annotation, molecular function: mRNA binding; protein binding. The transcript is spliced from 4 exons. Gene Ontology annotation, biological process: transcription elongation by RNA polymerase II; regulation of DNA-templated transcription elongation; regulation of transcription by RNA polymerase II. The record is from RefSeq and is a predicted model, not a curated record.
GUGCUCUUGACUUCCAGCCACGUUGGUGGACCAGUUAGUGCAGUUCGACCCAUUAGUCUAACCUCUAUCGGGAUUAGGGACUCAAGCUGCAGCUGCAUGUGUCCGCUCGACCUCUAGAUUCCACAUUGCUCGAACGAACGCGACUUUGUAAAGAAGGUUGCCUUCCCUUCAACAUCCAACAUCUUGCGGUCCCAACGCUCUUUCUUUCCCUUUCAAACACGUUUGACAGUACACACAAGAGUUUCCCUGCCAGCGUCAAAAUCACUGUCAGCCAAAAUGAGCGGCCCCCGAGAUCACGAAGUCGACUCAGACGAGGAAGAGGACUUCAACCCGGCGCCCGCUGACAUGAGCGACGAUGAGGGUCAAAACGGAGACAACGAUGAAGAGGAGGCCCCUCGUCGCAAGGCAUCACCUGGACAUACCCGCAAUGGUGCCGACGACGAUGAGGAUGACGAAGAGGAAGAAGACGACCAAGAUGACGUGAACGCGCGAAACGACGACGAUGACGAAGAAGACGAGGAUGAGGAAGAAGAGGAUGAAAUCCAGGGUCACCGUCGCAAGCGUCGCAAGGACAGACGAAACGCCUUCUUUGAUAUCGAAGCCGAAGUCGACGACGAGGACGAAGGUGAAGACGACGAGGAAGGCGCUGAAGAUCAAGAGGGUUUCAUCGAGCACGGUGAUCCCGAGGAGGCCGACUUCGCUGCUCGCGACGACGAGAGAAUCCACCAGGACCUUGACCGCAGACGCCAGCAAGAUGCCGACUUUGAUGCCGAGCGAAUGGCAAGAGAGUUGCAGCAAAGACAUGCUCACCGUCGUCGCGCGCCCGGCAUGGGCGAAACCGGCGCUGUCCCUCAGAGACUGCUUCUUCCCAGUGUUGAUGACCCCAGUAUCUGGGGAGUACGAUGCAAGGAAGGCAAGGAACGCGAGGUUAUUUUCUCCAUCAUGAAGAGGGUUCAGGAAAAGAUGGGCACAAAAGAUGAGUUGGGCAUCACAGCAGCUUUCGAAAGAGGCGGACCCAACUCAGUCAUGAAGGGCCUCAUCUACGUGGAGGCUCAACGCCAAACCGAUAUCUUACAGGCCCUCGAGGGAAUGCUGAACGUUUACCCGCGAACCAAACUGUUGCUAGUCGAUAUUAAGGAGAUGCCCGAUCUUCUUCGAGUCCAAAAGACCCCCACGCUCGAGCCCGGCUCAUGGGUGCGACUUAAACGACCAAACAAAUAUGCGGGUGACCUUGCCCAGGUUCUCGACGUGACCGAAAACGGUCUUGAGGCGAGGGUGCGAUAUAUUCCUCGACUCGACUACGGCAUGCGCGAUGAGCACCCGGGUGCUAUGACGGCCGACGGCAAGCGAAAGCGUCCAGUAACUGGAGCACGUCCACCCCAGAAGCUUUUCAGUGAGGUAGAGGCGCGCAAAAGACACCCCCGCUACAUCACUGGUAACCCGAAUACCAAUGUUUGGCAAUACAACGGUGAUGAAUUUGAGCAAGGUUUCCUGGUGAAAGAUAUCAAGAUUCAAUUGCUUGUAGUCAAGGACGUCAAUCCCACCCUCGAAGAAGUAACUAAAUUCGCGUCGGGUGGUGAUGAUGGCGUGGAGAACAUUGACCUGAAGUCUCUGGCUGCUAGCCUGAAGGAUAGCUCUACAAAUGUCACUUACCUUCCCGGCGACGUCAUUGAGGUGUAUGAGGGCGAACAGAAGGGCGUCGUGGGUAGGGCAACCAAUGUCCAAGGUGAUAUUGUCACCAUGGACGUGACCGAAGGAGAUCUUGCUGGCCAGACUAUCGAGGUACCGACGAAGGGGUUGCGCAAGCGAUUCAAGACUGGUGACCACGUCAAAGUCAUUGGUGGCAGCCGAUACCGCGAUGAAGUUGGUAUGGUCGUGAGCAUAUCCGAAGAUCGAGUUACUCUUUUGACCGAUCAGACAACAACGGAGAUCAUUGUCUUCAGCAAGGACCUCCGAGAAGCUAGUGACCUUGGUGGACAAGGCGCUCUGGGCCAGUACGAGAUGCUUGAUCUCGUCCAACUAGAUCCCACAACGGUUGGCUGCAUCGUCAAGCUCGACCGAGAGUCCAUGGUCGUCUUGGACCAGAAUGGCGAUACUCGACAAGUCAUGCCUUCGCAGAUUGCAAACAAACUCCCAAGGCGAAAACUUGCAGUGGCUGCAGACCGCAACGGGUCGGAAAUUCGACCGGACGACGUCGUCAAGGAAUACGGUGGCAUGAGCCGCCAAGGCAAGAUCGUCCAUAUUCACCGCACCUAUGUCUUCUGCCACACAAACGCGACCAAUGAGAAUGCUGGAAUAUUCGUGUGCAAGGUUAGCAACGUGUCGACCAUCUCAGCCAAGGGUGGCCGCGUUACCUCAUCGAUCGCGUCUGGGCCUGAUUUGAACUCCAUGAACCCGAUGAAGAAGCUGAACCCUAAUGCGAAAGGCGAUAUGCCACCUCCUAAAGCCACCUUUGGCCGCGAUCGCCUUGUUGGUCAGACUGUCACAAUCAAAAAAGGCGGCUGGAAAGGUUUGCUCGGCCGUGUCAAGGAGACCACCGACACCCAUGCCCGUGUGGAGCUUCACACGAAGAGCAAGAUCAUCAACGUGCCGAAGGCGGACCUGGUGGUUAGAGAUGGUGUGAGCGGUCGCGAAAUCAAGAAUUACGAGAACCGACGCCCUGGAGGCUUCCUUGGGCCACGCCCGGGUUCAGACCGCCCCAACCCAGAAUGGAACGGUGGAAGUCGCACGCCCAUGACCAACGCCUCAUCCCGAACUCCUGCAUGGAAAACACCAACACAGGGUCCGAAUGGUGGUCGGACUCCCGCUUGGAGCAGGGCCGGUGGCGAUGGCGGCCGUACACCUGCAUGGGCGGGUGCUGAUGGCUCGCGUACGGUCAAUCCGUAUGACGGCAAUCGGACAGCAUACGGCGGCGCCGGUUCACGAACUCCAGCGUGGUCAUCCGGUGCCAAGACCCCGGCUCCCGACUCAUUUGGCCACGGCUCUAAGACUCCUGCCUAUGGUGGAGGCGUUUCUGAUGCAUGGGGCUCCGGCUCGAAGACCCCGUAUGGCGCGUCGGCUCCCACGCCUACUGCAAACGGCGGUGAUUCGUGGUCUGGAUAUACGCCUGGCGCUUCAGGCGGAUCGCAUGCAUAUGAUGCACCUACACCUGGCAUGCUAGGUGCGCCCACGCCCGGUCUGAACUACACUGCACCAACGCCCGCAGCGAUGAAUGCCCCGACGCCAAGUGCUCAAUGGCAAGGCGGCUGGGGCGCCGAUGCUCCGACUCCGGCUGCAGGUGUAAGUCAAUUAUCAGCUCUUGCUUCCUCCUUUUCUGUUGGCCCCGGGAGCAAAGUGUCGUGAUCAAGAAUCGGGUGUUUUCUCUCGAGACAACUGAAAACCAACUCCUAUUUGCAUCCACUGUUUUUGGUGUAGCAAUUACUAAUUUUAAUAUUACAGGCGCCGACGCCUGGUCCUUGGAGUGCUGAGACGCCCGCCGCACCGAGAUACGAGGAAGAUUAAUUGCUGGCUACAUGGUGCAAAUGUGAAUUACAGACCACCCGCCUUGUCUUUUAGCUGAUGGAGUUCCAGGGGAUGGUGACAUUUGGCGUUAUUAAAGAGGUGAUAAUGCCUCUCACCGUGUUGGCACAGACAACAUGGGUGUUGUACUUAUAGAAUAACAAAGAGGAUACAGAGGCAACCAUACCUCGCAAAGCUCAUUCGACAGGCUUUUUCAUAUAUUCUAGUAAUAGCCAGUUGAAUCCAUGACGACGAC